Molecule: messenger RNA, 294 nt
Organism: Aspergillus ruber CBS 135680
Lineage: Eukaryota; Fungi; Ascomycota; Eurotiomycetes; Eurotiales; Aspergillaceae
Product: putative Cu-dependent DNA-binding protein
Exons: 2
Coding region: 1-294 (97 amino acids)
Biological process (GO): positive regulation of transcription by RNA polymerase II; intracellular iron ion homeostasis; intracellular copper ion homeostasis
Cellular component (GO): nucleus
Molecular function (GO): RNA polymerase II cis-regulatory region sequence-specific DNA binding; DNA-binding transcription factor activity, RNA polymerase II-specific; copper ion binding
Source: RefSeq, a predicted model, not a curated record
AUGUUAAUAAAUAACCAAAAAUACUCCUGCGAGGCCUGCAUCCGCGGCCACCGCGUAACAACCUGCAAACACCACGAUACAGACCGCCCCUUAACAAAGAUAAACCGCAAAGGCCGCCCCUUCUCAACAUGCAGCAUCUGCCACCGCACGCCCUGCGCUGUUCCUGAUGAACAUGUUAGAAUAAGGAAGGAGAGGGAGGGGGAGAGUAGGCAUCAUUAUAAGGUAUGCUUUCUUACCUCUCGGGGAGUAUAUAUGGGAGUGGUUAUGGUUGGGUUGAGCAAAGGACGGGGCUAA